Messenger RNA from Psammomys obesus (fat sand rat), 6618 nucleotides. RefSeq names its product zinc finger protein 668 (gene Znf668). NCBI's taxonomy places the organism in Eukaryota, Metazoa, Chordata, Mammalia, Rodentia, Muridae. The record is from RefSeq and is a predicted model, not a curated record. Gene Ontology annotation, biological process: regulation of transcription by RNA polymerase II. The transcript has 3 exons. Bases 111 to 1973 code for a protein of 620 amino acids. Gene Ontology annotation, molecular function: DNA-binding transcription factor activity; RNA polymerase II cis-regulatory region sequence-specific DNA binding.
CUAGCGCCGGCCGCUCUCCGACUGUCCCGGGCUCCGUCGGUUCCGGGCAGCGCCGCCGAGGCCGUGGAGCCUGCGGAGAUCCAGCCAGAGAGGACCCACCCACCAAGGCCAUGGAAGUGGAGGCUACAGAGGCCAAAGCCCCAGGCCCCUGCUACAAGCGCUCUGGCCGCCGUUAUAAGUGCCUGUUCUGUACAAAGACAUUUCCAAAUGCUCCCAGGGCAGCCCGCCAUGCUGCUACACAUACAUCUACAGACUGCAAAGAGGAGGUGAAUGAAGUCCAGUCCAAGGUGGACACGGAGCCCAAGGCCGAGGACGCCAGCGGAGACAAGGUGUCUGCUUCAGUGGCCAAGCCCCGGCCCUAUGCCUGUCCACUGUGCCCCAAGGCCUACAAGACAGCUCCUGAGCUCCGCAGCCACGGGCGCAGCCACACUGGGGAGAAGCCCUUCCCGUGCCCCGAGUGUGGCCGCCGCUUCAUGCAGCCAGUGUGCCUGCGUGUGCACCUGGCCUCGCACGCUGGUGAGCUGCCCUUCCGAUGCACACACUGCCCCAAGGCUUAUGGGACACUGUCCAAACUCAAGAUCCACCAGCGCGGGCACACGGGCGAGCGGCCCUACGCCUGCACCGACUGCGGCAAGAGCUUUGCCGAUCCGUCAGUGUUCCGCAAGCACCGGCGCACGCACGCCGGCCUGCGGCCCUACAGCUGCGAGCGCUGUGGCAAGGCCUACGCCGAGCUCAAGGACCUGCGCAACCACGAGCGGUCCCACACGGGUGAGCGCCCCUUCCUUUGCUCCGAGUGCGGCAAAAGCUUCUCGCGAUCCUCUUCGCUCACAUGCCACCAGCGUAUCCAUGCAGCCCAGAAGCCCUACCGCUGCCCGGCGUGCGGGAAGGGCUUCACGCAGCUGAGCUCCUACCAAAGCCACGAGCGCACGCAUUCGGGCGAGAAGCCCUUCUUGUGCCCUCGCUGUGGCCGCAUGUUCUCCGACCCCUCGAGCUUCCGCCGCCACCAGCGGGCACACGAGGGCGUGAAGCCUUACCGCUGCGAGAAGUGCGGCAAGGACUUCCGGCAGCCGGCCGACCUGGCCAUGCAUCGGCGAGUGCACACGGGCGACCGGCCCUUCAAGUGCCUGCAGUGCGACAAGACUUUCGUGGCCUCCUGGGACCUCAAGCGACACGCCCUGGUGCACUCGGGCCAGCGGCCCUUCCGCUGCGAAGAGUGCGGGCGAGCCUUCGCCGAGCGAGCCAGCCUCACGAAGCACAGCCGCAUGCACUCGGGUGAGCGUCCUUUCCACUGUAACGCCUGCGGGAAGUCUUUCGUGGUGUUGUCCAGCCUCAGGAAGCACGAGCGCACCCACAGAAGCAACGAGACUACCGGAGCUGCCCCCCAGCAGGAGCUGGUCCUGGGACUGGCGCUGCCCGUAGGCGUCGUGGGUGAGGAGGGCUCGGCCGCCCCCGUGGCGGGAGCAGGGCUAGGGGACCCUCCCGCCGGGCUGCUGGGGUUACCGCCCGAGUCUGGCGGGGUAGUGGCUACACAGUGGCAGGUGGUGGGCAUGACGGUGGAGCAUGUGGAGUGCCAGGAUGCUGGCGUCGGGGAGGCCCCUGGCACCCUGGGAGACGCCGGGGAGGUGGCGGGCGAGGAGGCUGAUGAGAAGCCCGCACAGUUCGUGUGUCGAGAGUGCAAAGAGACUUUCAGCACGUUGACGUUGCUGCGCCGGCACGAGCGCUCGCACCCCGAGCUCCGGCCCUUCCCCUGCACCCAGUGUGGCAAGAGCUUCUCGGACAGGGCUGGGCUUCGCAAGCACGGUCGCACCCACAGCUCCGUCCGCCCCUACUCCUGUCCCCAGUGUCCGAAAGCGUUCCUGAGUGCCAGUGACCUUCGCAAACAUGAACGCACCCACCCCGUGCCCAUCGGGACCCCCAUCCCCCUGGAGCCCCUUGUGGCUUUGCUAGGAAUGCCAGAAGAAGGGUCAGCUUGAAGCUUGCAGCUCUCUCUACCCCCCCCCAAAGCCCCACCCCCAGUCUCCUGUGGGCAGCUAGCUCCGCUCUCAGUCCUUGGAGAGCUGGGGACAACUGAGGCUGGCAGACACACUCAUUAAAGCAUUGGCUUUGAUACCGAGCUGUCUUCUGCAUUCUGGUGCAGUUAAGCCUCAGUGGAGAUCCCGGACAGAUACACAGAGGGCUCUUGGGGGUGUUUUGUUUUGUGACAGGAUCUCAAAGCUUAGCCUGACCCAGAGCUCAGUGGGUAGCCCAGGCUCACCUUGAGCUCAAGCGAUCCUCCUGAAGUAGCCUCCCAAGUACUAGGAUUACAGGUAUUUACCAUACCUGGCCCCAGAAGGGUCUUGAAAUGUGUUGAUUGCCAAAGUAUAUUUUGGGUUGUCUUUCAAAAGAGCUUUGUAGGCAGGUUGGUCCAGGAAGUUAUCUGAGGCUCUGAGAAUUCUUGGUGAUUAAGCGGUGUGUUAAAAGCGUUAGGCCCUGCAGUGAAGCAGCCUCUGCAGCGAAGCAGCCUCUGCAGCUUAGAUUAGCCUGUACUCGGGACCGUGAAACCUUUACUAUGUCUGUCCUUCCAUAGAUAGUAAGCUGGCCUCAACAAUUAUUUUUUUCUCAGGGCUGGAGAGAUGGCUCCACUGUUAAAGGCUAAGGGUCACAAAAAGUUCCCCCCCUCAGAUAUGAGACAGCUAAAAAACAUUAUCUUUCCUGUUUUUCACAGUAACAAACUAGAAGGUGUACUUGGAGGGAAACAGAUUCCUCUUCACAUUAAAACCCACGAACUACAAAGAACUAACCUCGUGGUAGCACACGCCUUUAAUCCUAGCCCUCUGGAGACAGAGGCAGGUGGAUUGCUGGGCCAGCCUGGUCUAUAGAAAGGGAGUCCAGGGCAGCCAGGGCUGUUACACAGAGAAGCCCUGUCUUGAAAAAAGUCCUUACUGGGUUUGGGUUUGGUGCACACCUUCAGUCCCAGCACUCAGGCAGUAGAGGCAGACAAAUCUCUGGGUUCAAGGGCAGCCUGUUUGAAGGAGUUCCAAGACAGCCGGGGCUACACGCGCACACAAAGCUAAGUGAAGAAACAUACAUAGUCUAAGCAGUGGGGUAUACUAUGCCUGAAUUGACUGGGUUGUUACUAAAAUGUGUUGAUAGACUCCAGCACUUGGGAGGCAGAGGCAAGGAGGUCUCUGAGUUCAAGACUAGUUUGGUCAACAUCAGGAGUUCUAGCUGACCAGGGCCACAUUAUGAGGUACACAAAAGUUGACAACUGGAAUUUAUUUUGGUGAUGGAGCACUUACCCAUCAUGUGUGAUGUGAGGUCCUGGGUUCUAUCUACAGCAUUAGGAGGGAAAAGUUGACUCUUCUAGUUUAGUCUCUAAAUCCAUUGCAUUUGCAUUAAAUUCACAGUGUAGCCCAGGCUGUGUACCCUCAAACUGGUACUUCUGCUAUAGCUUCCCAAACAUAUGCUGUCACAGCUGACUGUCUGACAUUUGUAGGGGGAAAACCAACCAGAGUUCCUGGCUGUCCUGGAACUUUAGAAGAGGCUGGCCUCCAGCUCAUAGGUUUGCUACCAUUCCUUUGUAUUUCAUGAUGUCAGCUGGUUGUCAGUGCAGUGAAGCCAAACUUGGGGCAGAGACAGAUUAUUCUGCCAUUUUCCCAGAUUUGUAAGGUUUGUGUCAGCCUUAGGCCUGAUCAUUGCGCAGUUGUAGUCAGCCUAUGAGGUUCCCAAAAGUGUUGUGAUCAUCAGUAUUUUAAAGUUUAUCAGUAUGGCCGCAUGGCACCAUUACACCUAGAAAAACAGAAGGUGACUUGGGCACGUGGGUUGUCACGUUGGCCAUCUUGGACUGGCGUGUGCCUGUGUUUGGCAUGAGUGAGAGUUUUUGGAAGCAUCCCCCAGAACAUCAUUAUGGUGUAUGGAAAGAGCCCCAAGGAUUUUUUAACUCAGUCUGAAAAUGCAAAGCUCAUAUAGAACAUCUAUAUUUCUGUUUUUCAUUUAGGUUAAUUUUUGGUGCCGGGUAUUGAAGGUAGGAUCUCACUUAUAUUAAACAUUUGCUCUACCACUGAGCUACACAGCCAGCCCAUGAUAGUUUAAAAGAAGAAUAGAGGUGACAUCUUUGACAGGCUAAAAACCAAAGCACUAGAAUAAAAAAUACAAUAGCACAUGCCUUUAAUCGCAACACUGAGGAGGCAAAGGCAGGUAGAUCUCUGAGUUUGAGGCCAGCCUGGUCUACAGAAAGAGUUCUGGGAAAGCCAGGGCUACACAGAGACCUUGUCUUGAAAAACCAAAAAACAAUCAUGUUUGGCACAAAAAUUAAAGUCAACCAGUAGAGUGAAAGAGGGGUCCAAACAGCCACGUGUAUAUCUGUAAACUUACUAUUACUUAUUUUAAGUUUUGUAGUGCUGAAGAUUGAACCAGGAGCCAUAAGCAUGUUGGGCAAAAACUUUGGCAUGGACCUAGAGCUCCUGCCCUAUUUUAUUUUUAUGUUGAGACAUGGGACUCACGAAGGUGACUAGCCCAGAUAAACUUGGAACUUUUUUCGUCCCCCCAGUUUUUCAGGACAGGGUUUUUCUGUGUAGUCCUGGUUGCCUAGAACUCACUAUACACCAGGCUGGCCUUGAACUCAUGAGUCCACCUGUCAGCUUCCCGAGUGCUGGGAUUAAAGGCAUGUGCCGCCACCACCUGACAGACUUGGAACUUUUGAUCCUGCACUGUCAGCUUACUGAGCAACUGAGACAGGCUUAUACCACUAAGCCAAACACAAUUUAGGUAUCAUUCAUUUCUUUAUUGCUGUUUUGUUUUGUGUUUUUUAUUUUUUUGAGACAGCCUUGCUGUGUAGCCUAGACUGGCCUGUGAUCUUACGUUUUCAUUCAGUAUCUAAAGUGCUGGGAUUACUAUCAACUUUUUUAUAUGUAUUUCCGGCUAUCCUGGAACUCUCUGUAGACCAGGCUGGCCACGAGCUCGCAGCAAUUCACCUGCCUCCCAGAGUCCUGGAGUCACAGGUAUGCGCCACCACACCUGGCUGGAAUACUUUUUUUUUUUAAUUUAUGUUUAUACUUAUUUUAUGUGUGUGCGCAUGCCUGUGUGGGGUGUAUGUGUGCCCUGGGCACAUAGGGAGAUCAGAGGACAACUUGGGAGAGUCAGUUUUCUUCUGCCAUUUGGGACGUAGGGAUGGAACUCAGAUUGUCAGCCUUCGCAGCAAGCACUUUUGCCUGCUGAGCCACCUCGCCUGCCUAGGGGGCUGCUGAAGAUUGCAUCCUACAUUGUAUCCAGUAGGCCCUUCCUUCCUGUCUGUAGCUAAAGCAAAGCUAAAGGCCCGAAGUAAGCUGAAACUCCCUUCCUAAGCUCUUUGUUUUCUUUCCCCCUUUUCUGAGAAUCUUCCUGUAGACAGUUUUUGUUUUUGUUUUUUGAGACAGCGUCUCCCUGUGUUAGCUCAGGCUGUCCUUGAACUUGAGGCUAUCUUCCUGCUCAGCCUCCUGCAUGCUGACAUUACAAGCAUGCUUCACCACACUGGGAUUCCAUGCCCUGUCACAGAACUUGAGGACCACCAAGUUGGCAGCGUCAGGAAGACCGCAGGGUACAGUUCAUCUCCAGGCCCAAGUGCUGGUCGUGGGAACAUUGCAGCAAGCAGCCAUAGUUUAACGAAGGAAAAAUAGCAAACAUCUCAGUGACAGAGAUAGCAGAAUCACACCCAGUUCUCAGAAAUUAGUGUUAGAGGGAAGUCUUUUGAGAUGGCUCAGCCAGUAAAAUGCAUUUGCCACCUAGCCUGACAACCUAAAUUCAACAGCCAGAGACCUGCAUGAUGGAAGGAGAGAGCUGAUUCGUAGAAGCUGUCCUCUGAGCCGGGUGUGGUGGCACCUAUCUGUAAUCCCAGCACUCAAGAAGCAGAGGCAGGAGGAUCUCUGUGAGUUCGAGGCCAGCCUGGUCUACAGAGUUCCUGGACAGCCAAGGCUACACAGAGAAACCCUGUCUCAAAAAUAAACAAAAACCUCCUAACUCUAACAAGUGAUGCGGCCUACACACACCCCUGGUUGUUUAAAAUGAAAGGGUGUCUUUCAAGUUGAGAGUGUAGUUCAGUGGUUGAGCAUUUGCUUAGCUCGUAAUGAGGACUCUGGUAUUAUAAAAGAAGAAAAGUUAUGUGGGUUGGGGAAUCGGGGCCAUGGGUCUUCAAGCCCAGUACUUGGGAGGCCGAAGCAAGCUGGACAGCGAGAUAACUCAUGGAGGAAGGGCACUCGCCAAUGCCGAGGGCAUGUGUUUACACACUUGCUGGUUUUCAUUCUUGAUGCUUGUGCGGGGGUUGUGUGCGCGUCAGUGCAGUCAGUGUUCACGGAGUGUGUCUGAUCCUUGGAGCUGGAGUUACAAGCAAUUGUGAGCCGCCUGAUUUGGCAGCAAGUGUUCUUAAGAGCUGAACCAUUUCUCCUUAAUAAAUGUACUUUUCAAGCUGUGUAUGUUUUUAUAGCUAGAAGCCCUUAGACUUAAGAUACUUGGCCCAUCUUGAGUUAAUUUCUGUGUACGGUUUGAAGGGAGGAGGUUCAACUUCAUUCUUUUGCCUAUGAAUUUUCAAUUGUUCCAGAUGCAUCUGUUGAAAAGACAUUUGUUGUCCAUUUAAUUGUCUUGGCCUUCUUUAAAAAAAUAAACUAA